UUUUGAGUCGUCAGUGACGGAAGACUCGGAUCGUAAAGCAUUGCUUCGUCAAGCUUGGUCUAUUCGUUAAACUGCCCAGAGGGUACCAGUCGGGUGUAUCGGGUGCAUCCUGUGCUGGAUGAGCAAUGAGCAUCUCGCGGCAUGUCGCCCUUACGACAUGUCGAUGCAGUGAAGCUACGAAAGCAAUCAUCUGCGCCCGGGCGCGGACUGCUUACGUACCGCGGUGCCGUCUCUCACGGUAGCUCCCGAGUCACAACGCAGCAUCACGCUCCGAAGACCUUCCACUCACAGGGCAAUAUAGGCGACAAGCUAUGUCUACGUACAGUACUGCAUACCCGUAGCGAUGCUUUUGACCAGACUAACAUCACAGACAGCACACUAGAUGUUGAAUCCAUCGACACUGGUUACAUGUACACUGCGUUUGCUGUAGUAAUCUUCUACGACCACAUUCUCUAUCUGGAUCAGGAAUAUAGCCUCUUCUGGCGCAAGAAAUUUAUCGCUUCAUCUGUAAUCUUCAUCGUGAACCGCUAUUUCUCCUGAUAUACGGCGUCAUCUGUCUCUUGCAAAUCCCAAUGUGGACCACGUCUAUGGUGAGCCGACAUGCUUUGGAGUGGGCACUUACACUGACGUUGGCAUAGGGGUAUGCCUUGGCAUAUCAAAUACAUACAUACAGCUCAAUCUCAUAUGAUGUUUGGUCUAUAGUUGCGAAGCGACA
Fomitopsis serialis is the source of this 715-nucleotide messenger RNA. RefSeq lists its product as uncharacterized. The record is from RefSeq and is a predicted model, not a curated record. The coding region runs from base 142 to 540 and encodes 132 amino acids. Lineage: Eukaryota; Fungi; Basidiomycota; Agaricomycetes; Polyporales; Fomitopsidaceae. The transcript has 7 exons.